This is a messenger RNA of Tachyglossus aculeatus (Australian echidna), 2754 nucleotides long. RefSeq names its product hexokinase-2. Gene Ontology annotation, molecular function: fructokinase activity; D-glucose binding; mannokinase activity. Lineage: Eukaryota; Metazoa; Chordata; Mammalia; Monotremata; Tachyglossidae. The record is from RefSeq and is a predicted model, not a curated record. Gene Ontology annotation, biological process: glycolytic process; glucose 6-phosphate metabolic process; intracellular glucose homeostasis. The transcript has 18 exons. Gene Ontology annotation, cellular component: cytosol; mitochondrion. Bases 1 to 2754 code for a protein of 917 amino acids.
AUGAUCGCCUCCCACCUGCUGGCUUACUUCUUCACCGAGCUCAACCAUGACCAAGUGCAGAAGGUGGAUCAAUACCUGUACCAUAUGCGUCUCUCGGACGAAAACCUGCAGGAGAUCUCGGAGCGGUUCCGGAAGGAGAUGGAGAAGGGGCUGGCGGCCGACACUCACCCCACGGCCUCCGUCAAGAUGCUGCCCACCUUCGUGCGGUCCACGCCGGAUGGGACGGAGGACGGAGAUUUCCUGGCCCUGGACCUAGGAGGGACUAACUUCCGCGUGCUGCGGGUGAGGGUGACGGACAACGGCCUGCAGAAGGUGGACAUGGAGAACCAAAUCUACGCCAUCCCCGAGGACCUCAUGCGGGGCAGCGGCACCCAGCUGUUUGAUCACAUCGCCGAGUGCCUGGCCAACUUCAUGGAGAAACUCCAGAUCAAGAACAAGAAGCUGCCCCUGGGCUUCACCUUCUCCUUCCCGUGCCACCAGACCAAGCUGGACGAGAGUUUCCUGGUGACGUGGACCAAGGGGUUCAAGUCCAGCGGGGUGGAGGGGAGAGACGUCGUGGCCCUGCUCCGGGAUGCCAUCCGCAAGCGAGGGGACUUCGACCUCGACAUCGUGGCCGUGGUGAACGACACGGUGGGGACGAUGAUGACUUGCGGCUACGAUGACCAGAACUGCGAGAUCGGCCUCAUCGUGGGGACGGGCAGCAACGCGUGUUACAUGGAGGAGCUGCGACACGUGGAGCUGGUGGAAGGGGACGAGGGCCGCAUGUGCGUUAACAUGGAGUGGGGGGCCUUCGGGGACAACGGGGAGCUCGGCGACUUCCGCACCGACUUUGACCGCGAGAUCGACGCCGCCUCGCUCAACCCCGGAAAGCAGCUGUUUGAGAAGAUGAUCAGCGGGCUGUACCUGGGGGAGCUGGUCCGCCUGGUCUUGGUCCGCAUGGCCAAAGAGGAGCAGCUGUUCGGCGGGAAGCUGACCCCCGAGCUGCUGACCGCCGGCUGCUUGGAGACCAGAGACGUCUCUGCCAUCGAAGGGGAGAAGGACGGAGUGAGGGAGGCCCACGUGGUGCUGAGCCGGCUGGGACUGGAGCCCACGCAGGAGGACUGCGUGGCCGCCCACCGCGUCUGCCAGAUCGUGACCACUCGCUCGGCCGGCCUCUGCGCCGCCACCCUGGCCGCCGUCCUGCGUCGCCUCAAGGAGAACAAGGGCGAGGAGCGGCUCCGUUCCACCAUCGGCGUGGACGGCUCCGUCUACAAGAAGCACCCGCACUUCGCCCGACGGCUGCAGAAGACUCUGCGGCGGCUGGUACCGGACUGCGACGUCCGCUUCCUGCGCUCGGAGGACGGCAGCGGGAAGGGGGCGGCCAUGGUGACGGCCGUGGCCCACCGGCUGGCCAACCAGCAGCGGGCCCGCCAGGAGACCCUGGAGACCCUCAGGCUGAGCCCCGACCAGCUGCUGGACGUCAAAAGGAGGCUGAGGCUCGAGAUGGACAACGGCCUGGCCAGGGACACCCACGCCGCCGCCUCCGUCAAGAUGCUGCCGUCCUACGUCCGCGCCACCCCCGACGGGACAGAGAAAGGGGAUUUCCUGGCGCUGGACCUCGGAGGCACCAACUUCCGGGUCUUGUUGGUACGAGUGCGGGCCGGGCUCAGGCGCGGCGUCGAGAUGCACAGCAAGAUCUACUCCAUCCCUCAGGAGAUCACGCAGGGCACGGGAGACGAGCUGUUCGACCACAUCGUUCACUGCAUCGCCGACUUCCUGGAGUACAUGGGGAUGAAGGGGGUCUCGCUCCCCCUCGGCUUCACCUUCUCCUUCCCCUGCCACCAGACCAACCUGGACGAGGGAAUCCUCCUCAAAUGGACAAAGGGCUUCAAGGCCACCGGCUGUGAGGGAGAGGACGUGGUCGCGCUGUUGAAGGAGGCCAUUCACCGCCGCGAGGAGUUUGACCUGGACGUGGUGGCCAUCGUGAACGACACCGUGGGCACCAUGAUGGCCUGCGGCCACGAAGACCCUCGCUGCGAAGUCGGCCUCAUCGUCGGGACGGGCAGCAACGUGUGUUACAUGGAGGAGCUGCGUCACGUGGAGCUGGUGGAAGGGGACGAGGGCCGCAUGUGCAUUAACAUGGAGUGGGGGGCCUUCGGGGACAACGGGGAGCUGGACCACCUCCGCACCGACUUCGACGUGGCCGUCGACGAGUCGUCCCUCAACGUCGGCCGACAGAGGUUCGAGAAGAUGAUCAGCGGGCUGUACCUGGGGGAGAUCGUCCGUACGGUCCUCCUCCACUUCACCGAGCGCGGCCUGCUCUUCCGCGGACGCAUCUCCGAGCGUCUGAAGACCCGCGGCAUCUUCGAGACCAAGUUCCUGUCGCAGAUCGAGAGCGACGGGCUGGCCCUGCUCCAGGUGCGAGCCGUCCUGCAGCACCUGGGCCUGGAGAGCACGUGCGACGACAGCAUCAUCGUGAAGGAGGUGUGCACUGUGGUGGCCCGCCGGGCGGCCCAGCUCUGCGGGGCCGGGGUGGCCGCCGUCGUGGACAAGAUCCGGGACGGUCGCCGGCUGGACUCCCUCCAGGUCACCGUGGGCGUGGACGGGACCCUCUUCAAGCUGCAUCCUCACUUUUCCACGAUCAUGAUGGAGACAGUGAAGCAGCUGGCCCCCAACUGCGAAGUGUCGUUCCUGCCCUCGGAGGACGGCAGCGGCAAGGGGGCGGCCCUCAUCGCGGCCGUGGCCUGCAGGAUCCGCGAAGCCGGCCAGCGCUGA